UCUCCGCCCGCGGAGCCGCCCCGGCCCCAGAAGUGAUGAAAGCCGCGGCCGAGUCCAGGUCACGCCGAAGCCGUUGCCCUUUUAAGGGGGAGCCUUGAAACGACGCCCGGGUUCCAUGUUUGCAUCCGCCUCGCGGGGAGGAAACUCCAUGUUGUAACAAAGUUUCCUCCGCGCCCCCUCCCUCCCCCUCCCCCUUAGAACCUGGCUCCCCUCCCCUCCGAAGCUCGCGGGGAUCCCUCCCUCCCACCCCUCCCCUCCCCCCCGCGCCCCGAUUCCGGCCCUAGCCGGGGGGGAGGCCGGGCGCCGGGGCCAGAGUCCGGCCGGAGGGGAACGCGCCCGGCCCCAUGGACAGCUCGGCCGUCAUUACUCAGAUAAGCAAGGAGGAGGCGCGGGGCCCGCUGCGGGGCAAAGGUGACCAGAAGUCAGCCGCUUCCCAGAAGCCCCGGAGCCGGGGCAUCCUCCACUCGCUCUUCUGCUGCGUGUGCCGUGAAGAUGGGGACGCCCUGCCCGCCCACAGUGGGGCACCCCUGCUGGUGGAGGAGAACGGUGCCAUCCCCAAGCAGACCCCAGUGCAGUACCUGCUCCCCGAGGCCAAAGCCCAGGACUCUGACAAGAUCUGCGUGGUUAUCGACCUGGAUGAGACCCUGGUGCACAGCUCCUUCAAGCCGGUGAACAAUGCCGACUUCAUCAUCCCAGUGGAGAUCGAUGGGGUGAUCCACCAGGUCUAUGUGCUGAAGCGGCCCCAUGUGGACGAGUUCCUGCAGCGAAUGGGUGAGCUCUUCGAGUGCGUGCUGUUCACCGCCAGCCUGGCUAAGUAUGCAGACCCAGUAGCUGACCUGCUGGACAAGUGGGGGGCCUUCCGUGCCCGGCUGUUCCGAGAGUCAUGUGUCUUCCACCGGGGGAACUAUGUGAAGGACCUGAGUCGGCUGGGCCGAGACCUCCGGCGGGUGCUCAUCCUGGACAACUCGCCAGCCUCCUAUGUCUUCCACCCAGACAACGCUGUACCGGUGGCCUCGUGGUUUGAUAACAUGAGUGACACGGAACUGCAUGACCUCCUCCCCUUCUUUGAGCAACUCAGCCGAGUGGACGACGUGUACUCAGUGCUCAGGCAGCCUCGGCCUGGGAGCUAGUGAGGCGCCAUGGGGCCAGGACCUGCCCCUGGCAGAAGCCUGCACCUCCUGCCGCUCAGACUCCGGGUACUUGCCUGUACUCUUAAGAAAACCUGCGGGCUGCACCAUGUUCACAGCCCUGGGGAAACAGGCGUCUACCCUACCGGCCCCACGGGGCUGCACCAAGGACAGUGAGCCCCGGGCCCGUUGUCAGUGCCUUCCAACCUCCUCUCCCGUUCAGGGGGCCUGGGGGGCCCUGCCUGCUGCUUCCCCUUUCUGUCUUUCUCCAUGCUGCCAAACUGGGCCCCUUAGCCCCGCCUAGUUCUGCUUUGGGGGUGGAGGCAGGGUUUCUGACCCCCAGCCCGGGAACAGUGGACACCAAGUGCCUUGCAUAGACCCUCUCUUCCCUUAGCUUUCCCAGGGACAGGGACACAGCCAUCCUCCUGCCAGCUCCCGCGGGAACGGUGCAGGUGGCUGCACUCUUAAGCUGGAGCAGGAGGAACCAAUCUCUGUCCUGCCUGCCUUCCGCCUUGGGAGCGACCAGCAGUUUCUGCCCUGAGGGAGAGCCGGGAGGGGACGUCUGUUACCAUUUGUGAGGGGAGCAGCCCUGCUUCUCCAAGGCUGACAGCUACUCCCCACAUCACCGAACCCUGGACCCCCUAUUUCUGCCUUAACCACCCCAAGGCCCUGCAGCUUGGUUCCUGAGCUCUGAGUACAGGGCAUAGGCAGGACGCCCUGGUGGUGCCAUAUAAAUAUGUAUAUGUGUAUAUAGAUUUUUAAGGGAAGGGCAGGGAAGGGUCGGGGUAGAGACACCCUUCCCUUGCCCCUUUCCUGGGCCCAGAAAUUGAGGGGGAGGGAGGGAGAGGAUUUUUACGUUUUUUUAAAACUAUUUUUCUGAAUGGAACAAGCUGGGCCACGGGGACUCAGGCUCUGUCCUGUCCCUCACACCCUGUUUGUUCCAUUCAUUCAAAAAUACUCUUCGAGCACCUUCCAUGCCCAGCAGUGUGCUAGGUCCACCAGCUAAGUGUGAGGGGGUCUCCACCCCUAAUUGGUGCCUUUCCCCACCCACUCCAGACUUCACAGGUGCCUUCCAGGUAUCUGCAGGAGGUGGGACCUUCUUGGGCUUGGGGGGUCUCCAGGAAACCUGGCCAAGCUGUCCCCCUCCCCUGUGCCAACCCACCCCCUGCAGCCUCCUCUGACCCCCUGCUGGCUGGGGGCUCGCCCCCAGGACUUCUGCCUUCCAACUCUGACUUAGUUUCUGAACCCCCGCCCCACACCAGCGGAGUCCGGAGGUCAAAGCCUUGGGUUCUCCCCAGGGUCUUAAGAAUUAAGGGGACCCACAAACCAGUGCCAAGGGAGUUGGUGGGGAAGGGAGGAUAUUGGUGACCUAAGUCGGGUGACCUUCCCGUUUAAGUGCCUUCUCUGACAGCCUCACAGUGUGAUAACUAAAGAGAAAGCCAGGCUCCCCCA
Messenger RNA from Chinchilla lanigera (long-tailed chinchilla), 2579 nucleotides. RefSeq names its product CTD (carboxy-terminal domain, RNA polymerase II, polypeptide A) small phosphatase 1 (gene Ctdsp1). Bases 345 to 1130 code for a protein of 261 amino acids. The record is from RefSeq and is a predicted model, not a curated record. Gene Ontology annotation, molecular function: RNA polymerase II CTD heptapeptide repeat phosphatase activity. The transcript is spliced from 7 exons. Lineage: Eukaryota; Metazoa; Chordata; Mammalia; Rodentia; Chinchillidae.